Gekko japonicus is the source of this 1503-nucleotide messenger RNA. RefSeq names its product leucine rich repeat containing 25 (gene LRRC25). The annotation marks the transcript as partial. Gene Ontology annotation, molecular function: protein binding. The record is from RefSeq and is a predicted model, not a curated record. The transcript is spliced from 3 exons. Lineage: Eukaryota; Metazoa; Chordata; Lepidosauria; Squamata; Gekkonidae.
CCUCCGUCCUUCCAGAGAAAGAAGGAACUUCUGCGCUGCCCUCCCCUUUCCCCCAAAUGCCCCAGCCCUGAAGCAGCCUCACAACUGCCGAGAGACCAGCGGAAGGCCCUGGAGAUCAGGAUGCGGGGGCUACUGGCUACGCUGCUGUUCCUGCAUCUCAGGCAUCCCUUGGAGGCUGCCUGCCCUCCAGACAACCUGAUUACCCAAACCAGCUCCUCGGGUGCUCUGAGCUGGGAGCGGCUGGAUGCCUCAAAGACCUAUGUGAACCUCAGCGGCACAAACGUCACUAGGAUCCAUGGAAUUCCCGGCCGGAAUAGCUCACUGGAGGAGAUGGAUCUGUCCCACAACUGCCUCAGCAGUCUGCCCGUGGGGUUCCUCAAUCACACCACGAAGCUGAAGCGUCUCUUCCUUCAAAGCAACCGUCUCCGUCAGCUCCCGCCUGCAUUCUUUGAGGAAACAUGCCACCUGAAGGAACUGAGGCUAGAGGGAAACCCGCUGCCCUCUGUGCCCUCCAGCCUGUUCCGUCUCUGCCUGGAGACCCUCAGCGUGGACUGCCACUGUGCCAUGACCAGGAGCAUCUCCGACUAUUGCCAGCGGCGCAACUGCACACAGAGCAUCUUGUGCCAGUGUUCCUCCCCUCAGGGCUUCCUCAACGUCACGGACUUCCAUGCCCGGCAGUGUCAAGGCUUGUCCGUAGCCGUGUACGCUGCCCUUGCGGUCUCCACCCUGGCUCUGCUACUGGGAGCUGUUGUGGCAUACGUCCUGAUCCGGAGGAGGAAGGGGGCCACCAUGAGCCAGGAGAAAUGGGAGCCCAGCACAUCCAACGGAGCCCCGAGGUACAUCAGCCACACCAGCCCGCAGGUCGACCUGGCGCAGGGCACGGGCAGCCAUGCUGAUUAUGAGAACGUCUUCAUUGGCCAGCCCCAGGAGGCCGGAGGAGGGCACAAGGAGCGGUACAGCAGGAAGCAACCCAAGAGCAGCAGGUCACACCGGAAAGUCCAGAAAGAUGAACCCCCCCAGGGAGAACAGGCCAUCUAUGCCAACACUCAGGAGCUGUACUAUAAUUACGCUGGGACCCCGGCCCCUCCGGAUGAAGACCUCUAUGUCAUGCCAGACCAGUGAAUCUCCCCUCCCCCCCACUGUCUCGCAAUCGUCUCCUGUUAACUUUAAUUACAUUGUGAAACUUUGCUUUCAGUUGGGGAGCUCAUAUCAAGAGCGCUGAAGCCCCCCUCCCAUCUUAGGACUCAGAGAGACAAGCAGCCUUCUUCAGUUGCUGUGGGCCGACAUUCCUCUCCUCUUAAUUUUAUGGCAACAUGCAUUACAUUUCUUUCAUUCCUUCUGAAAGGAAUUGCAUUCCUUCAUUUCAUUCUCUUGUGGAGAAUGAUCCUUCCUUCCAGCUCUCAAAUCCCUCCCCGCAUACACAAACUGUAAGCUCUAGGCAACACAAGAGCCCCGCUGGAUCAGACUAGUGGUCCAUCUAGCCCAGCAUCCUGUGUCACACAG